This is a messenger RNA of Heteronotia binoei (common prickly gecko), 1235 nucleotides long. It is a transcript of the gene GINS3, whose product is annotated as GINS complex subunit 3. The transcript has 3 exons. Gene Ontology annotation, cellular component: GINS complex. Bases 146 to 787 code for a protein of 213 amino acids. Gene Ontology annotation, biological process: mitotic DNA replication initiation. The record is from RefSeq and is a predicted model, not a curated record. NCBI's taxonomy places the organism in Eukaryota, Metazoa, Chordata, Lepidosauria, Squamata, Gekkonidae.
GACCGGCCACCUCAACCAGGCCGUGGGCGUUCAAGUGCUUCCCAGAGUGAGCCUCAUCCUCUCUGCGCAUGCGUCAUUCCCGGGCGGGGAACACGAAAGCUCUUUACCGCCGGUCUUCGCUUCGCGCUCUAGCCGCGGCAGAGCUAUGGGGGAGGCCUACAUGCCGGUGGAAGCCGGGCUUGGCUGCGAGGAGAGUUUCCUCUCCUUGGGAGACAUUCUUAUGUCCCAGGAGAGGCUUCCGUGCCGCGCCGAGACCGCUCUGCCGCGCCUGGCCGCUGUGCUUGGUAAAGCCGGGCCCGAGCCUCUUGCUGCUGUCCCUGAGGGCACAAAGCUGGAAAUUCCCCUUUGGCUGGCAAAAGGCUUAUAUGACAAUAAGCGGAGGAUUCUUUCUGUGGAACUGCCAAAGAUUUACAGGGAGAGCUGGCGGACGGUGUUCAGUGCAGACGCCAAUGUGAUUGACCUGCAUAAACUGGGGCCCUUUUACUAUGGAUUUGGCUCCCAGUUGCUGAAUUUUGACAGUCCUGAAAAUGCUGAAAUAGCUCAGACCAUAUUGCAGACAUUUAUUGGCCGUUUCCGUCGCAUUAUGGACUCAUCUCAGAAUGCUUAUAAUGAAGACACGUCUGCAUUGGUGGCCCAGUUGGACGAGUUGGAGAGAGUUUUAUUUCAAGUUGGCCAGAAAGGUCUAAAUGACUUCCAGUCCUGGGAAAUGGGUCAGGCCUCUCAGAUCACAGCAUCCAGCUUGGUCCAGAAUUAUCGGAAGAGAAAAUUUACUGACUUGGACAACUGAGAGCAUGGAAAACAUUAAACUUUCAUCCAGAACAUUUUGCCAAACUGUAUGGUCAAUUUUAUACCAGUGGGGGACAUAUAGGGAAAAUACGUUCUUGUACUAUGAUUUAAAACUAAUUCUGGUAACUUGAGACUUAGCCCAGAGUAUAUUUCUGAGAAUCCUGCAGUGUGUAUCUGUGUACAUCCCAUGAGGAUCAGUGGGAUCAACUCUGCUUCACAGUUGAACAGAUACAAGCAGUACACACGUGCCACCUUGUAGAUCCAUCAACAUUUUGAUUAUUCUAAUCCAAAUGUGUUGUACUCUUUUAAGGAGGGAGUCUAGAAAUGCAAAGCAAAACUGCUGAGUUUGAUGUCUCUGGAAAUCAUUUGUGGGAUAAAUUAGUUGGGGAAAUCAUUGUACUUCUAUUUUGCUUUAAGUACCAGUAAAAUGUCUUUUGAUAUGAAGAAAA